UGGCAGUAACUGGCCUGGUACAGUCCUCCACUCCGCAGCAGAAGCGGAGCUACAUCCGGUCGCUGUGUUAGCUAACCUAGCUUAUGCUUCCGCUCGGCGUUCGGUAAUAAGAGCUCCGGGCAUUGACCAAGGAAAGGAUGUUAUCCUGCGUGGGUUGUCCUGUCCUGAGCCGGGUUCUCAGCGGCGGGGCUUCACGCUUGCCUGCUGUGGCAGCUGCAGCUUCCCGCACUCCCAAUCCCUCCACUUCACUCAGUGCUGGUAGCAGUGUGGCAUUGGUGCGCUACAACACCACAGCUCAGCAGGAGAAGCCUAAAAAAACUAAGUUUGGACCUCUUGCAGACCAGGACAGAAUUUUCACCAACCUUUAUGGCAGACAUGACUGGAGGCUAAAGGGUGCACUAAGUCGGGGUGACUGGUACAAGACCAAGGAGAUCCUGGAGAAGGGAGUGGACUGGAUUUUGAAUGAGAUUAAAGUGUCUGGACUGCGUGGCAGAGGAGGAGCUGGCUUCCCCACUGGUAUGAAGUGGGGUUUCAUGAACAAGCCCAGCGAUGGCAGACCAAAAUACCUGGUGGUGAAUGCUGAUGAGGGAGAGCCUGGCACCUGCAAAGAUCGGGAGAUCAUGAGGAAUGAUCCACACAAGCUGGUGGAGGGGUGUUUGGUUGCUGGCAGGGCCAUGGGAGCACGUGCUGCCUAUAUUUACAUCCGUGGGGAGUUCUACAAUGAGUCGUCCAAUCUGCAGGUUGCCAUUAACGAGGCAUAUGGGGCAGGGCUUAUUGGCAAGAAUGCCUGUGGCUCAGGCUACGACUUUGAUGUGUUUGUAAUGCGUGGAGCUGGUGCAUACAUCUGUGGAGAGGAGACUGCUUUGAUUGAGUCUAUUGAAGGAAAACAGGGAAAACCUCGCCUGAAGCCACCUUUUCCUGCUGAUGUGGGUGUGUUUGGUUGCCCAACAACAGUUGCCAAUGUAGAAACAGUAGCUGUAGCCCCAACCAUCUGCCGCCGUGGCGGUACGUGGUUUGCCGGUUUUGGCAGGGAGAGGAAUUCUGGCACAAAGCUCUUCAACAUCUCUGGGCAUGUUAAUACACCCUGCACUGUGGAGGAGGAGAUGUCUAUUCCCUUGAAAGAGCUGAUCGAGAGGCAUGCAGGUGGUGUCCGUGGUGGUUGGGAUAACCUCCUGUGUGUUAUUCCCGGAGGGUCAUCAACACCACUCAUCCCUCGUCAUGUGUGCGACGACGUUAUGAUGGACUUUGACGGCCUCAUCCAGGCCCAGACCGGCCUGGGCACAGCAGCACUUAUCGUCAUGGACAAAUCAACGGAUGUGAUUCGUGCUAUUGCUCGCUUGAUUGAAUUUUAUAAACAUGAAAGCUGUGGCCAGUGCACCCCCUGCAGGGAAGGAGUGGACUGGAUGAACAAGAUGAUGUGGCGCUUUGUAAAGGGAGAUGCACGGGCUGCUGAAAUUGACAUGAUUUGGGAGCUAAGCAAACAGAUAGAGGGUCACACCAUCUGUGCUCUGGGUGAUGGAGCUGCAUGGCCAGUGCAGGGACUGAUCCGUCACUUCCGCCCCAUUAUGGAGAGCAGGAUCGCAGAGUUCGAGCAGAAGCAGCAGGCUAAGGCUUAGAUCUGAUUCCACUACUCUCCUGCAGCGACCUCUUCUGGCCCCUUUCCUCUUUUACCUUAUCACACAAUAUUAUUUAAGCAAAAAAAAAAAAAAAGUGUUGUCACUUGAUUCAUGUACUGCUUUCAACAUCCGCCUUGUGGUGCCUUGCCACCCUGUUUCAAAACUUAAAACUUAAUAAAGUUCUGUGAACCAUA
Astyanax mexicanus (Mexican tetra) is the source of this 1810-nucleotide messenger RNA. RefSeq names its product NADH:ubiquinone oxidoreductase core subunit V1 (gene ndufv1). The record is from RefSeq and is a predicted model, not a curated record. Gene Ontology annotation, molecular function: NADH dehydrogenase (ubiquinone) activity; NAD binding; FMN binding. The coding region runs from base 138 to 1616 and encodes 492 amino acids. NCBI's taxonomy places the organism in Eukaryota, Metazoa, Chordata, Actinopteri, Characiformes, Acestrorhamphidae. Gene Ontology annotation, biological process: mitochondrial electron transport, NADH to ubiquinone. The transcript has 11 exons.